AUGUCAGGAUCGAAACCAUAUCAAGAACUAGUAAUGGCAUCUGGCGUCAAAGUUGAUAAUUUAGUCAUUGAAAAAUACCACGAUUUCAAAAUCAAGAAAAAUAUUGGCUAUCUCGUGUUUGGUUUCAGUGAUGAUAUAUCAAAAAUUGUUGUCUUGAAUGAAAGCUUAAAUAAAGUACCGCAGAAUGCUCCAAGUGCUGAUAAAAAUAAAAAAUGGGAACAAAUGGUAGAUGAUUUGCCUGAAAACGAUGUUCGAUAUGCAGUGAUUGAUAUAUUUUAUGAUACAAAAGAAGGUUCUCGAACGGAAAUUUAUUUUAUCUCGUGGGCACCAGAUACAGCAACAAUCAAACGAAAAAUGUUAAUUGCAUCCAGUAAGGAUGCGUUAAAAAACGCAUUACAAGGUAUUCGCAAUCAUAUUCAAGCAACAUGUAAAGCUGAUCUUGAUUUAGCAGCAAUAAUUAGCGAAAAAAUCAAAUCGAAAUAG
Molecule: messenger RNA, 483 nt
Organism: Didymodactylos carnosus
Lineage: Eukaryota; Metazoa; Rotifera; Eurotatoria; Philodinida; Philodinidae
Source: the annotation of a GenBank genome assembly